Molecule: messenger RNA, 682 nt
Organism: Dendroctonus ponderosae (mountain pine beetle)
Lineage: Eukaryota; Metazoa; Arthropoda; Insecta; Coleoptera; Curculionidae
Gene: Fkbp12
Product: peptidyl-prolyl cis-trans isomerase Fkbp12
Exons: 4
Coding region: 128-454 (108 amino acids)
Molecular function (GO): peptidyl-prolyl cis-trans isomerase activity
Source: RefSeq, a predicted model, not a curated record
UUGCGGUACUCGUUUGACAUCUGUCAAUUUUUGUCAGACUCACGAAAAUCUGAAAGGCGUUGGUUGGAUUUCAGUGUCUGAGUUUAAUUUUGUACAUAACUUUUUAAGCACAUUUUUGCUUUAUAGAAUGGGGGUAAAGAUCCAAACACUUGCACAGGGAGAUGGUUCAACAUUUCCCAAAAGCGGCCAGACUGUUGUGGUUCAUUAUACGGGUACUUUAACUGAUGGAAGCAAAUUUGAUUCUUCUCGCGAUCGAGGACCACCUUUUAAGUUCGUCAUUGGAAAAGGCGAAGUUAUCAAAGGUUGGGAUGAGGGCGUUGCACAGAUGAGUGUAGGUCAGAGGGCAAUACUGACCUGCUCACCUGAUUAUGGUUAUGGGCAACGAGGUCACCCGGGGGUAAUUCCUCCCAAUGCGACUCUUGUUUUUGAUGUAGAGCUACUAGAAAUUAAAUAAAUCACAUGUAAUAUCUUACAUCUGAUUCAGUUAAUUUGAUCUGUACCUAAGUACAGAUUAGACUUUUAAUUUACAGUACUAAUGUUUUUUUUUAUAGAUAAUCGACUUUUUUACUACCUGUCUCAGAAUUGUGUAACUUAUUAAGUUAACAUGUCAGCUAUUGUAGGGUUAUUUUUGUGGAGAAAGGUAGAUAGAUCCGACCUGGCAAUAAAAAUGAGAUAGUCACUA